Molecule: messenger RNA, 954 nt
Organism: Blastomyces gilchristii SLH14081
Lineage: Eukaryota; Fungi; Ascomycota; Eurotiomycetes; Onygenales; Ajellomycetaceae
Product: purine-nucleoside phosphorylase
Exons: 7
Coding region: 1-954 (317 amino acids)
Biological process (GO): nucleoside metabolic process
Cellular component (GO): cytoplasm
Molecular function (GO): purine-nucleoside phosphorylase activity
Source: RefSeq, a predicted model, not a curated record
AUGGGCAAACAAUCUAUCUUCCAGCAAGCGCAGGAAGCCUGCGCCUAUCUGCGUGAGCGUUUGCCAGCCGAACUUCAAAAGCCCCGAUUUGCCAUAAUUUGCGGAUCGGGCCUAGGCGGACUUGCAUCAUCAGUGAGUGAGAGUCCCAGAGCUGAAUUUGAAUAUGGGUCGAUCCCGCAUUUUCCCACUUCAACCGUCCCUGGUCAUAUCGGCAAACUCGUCUUCGGCAUUCUUGGGACAGAUAUUCCUGGGAUAUUGAUGGUUGGUCGAUCACACUAUUAUGAAGGACACACGGUCGACCAAGUCACGUUCCCCGUCCGGCUCUUCAAGUUACUAGGAAUUGAAAUGAUCAUUGUCACAAAUGCAUCAGGAGGAUUGAAUCCUGAAUACGAAGUUGGGGAUAUUGUAGUGCUGAGUGAUCACAUCUUUCUUGCCGGUCUUGCCGGAAUACAUCCACUUCGUGGCCCGAAUGAAGAGGAAUUUGGCGUUAGGUUUCCUGCUCUGUCAGAUGCCUAUGACAUUGGGCUUCGCAGGACUAUCCACCACGCUUGGGGAAAAGUGAUAGGGGCAGAAAAUAAAAGACGGCUGCAUGAGGGUGUCUAUGCAUUUGUUGGAGGACCAAGCUAUGAGACGAGGGCUGAAUGCCGACUAUUAAGACAGCUUGGUGCAGACCUUGUUGGGAUGUCAACGGUUCCUGAGAUCAUAGUGGCACGGCACUGUGGGAUUAAGGUACUCGCACUAAGCCUGGUGACGAAUAAGGCGGUCUUGGCUCCAGUCCCGCGUGGAGAUGACAGGCUUUUGGAACAUUCGACAGUGGAGGAGCUCGACACCAUCGUCGAGGAGGGCAAGGCGACGCAUGAAGAAGUUCUUGAGGCGGGCAGGCUUGCGGCUGUAGAUGUGCAGACACUAGUACAGCAGGCACUGGUAGAUAUUUUUGCGGCAGCCGAAAAUUAA